Molecule: messenger RNA, 321 nt
Organism: Iphiclides podalirius (scarce swallowtail)
Lineage: Eukaryota; Metazoa; Arthropoda; Insecta; Lepidoptera; Papilionidae
Source: the annotation of a GenBank genome assembly
AUGUUAGCACGAGUGCGCCGGGCCGGGGCCGCGGUCCUCUCAAGUUGUGUGUUGGGGCCAGGCGGGGGCUCCGGCGCCGCCGCGUCGCGCCCGAGGCGGGCGCCGCCCCUCCGCCCCCGCGCGACCCACGCCUCGUCUGAGCCCGCGCCGCGCCAAGCCCUAGGGCUCCGCCCUCCGCCCUCCGCCCGCUGUACAUACCACUUCCAGAACCCGGACCGGACCGGACCGUUCUCAUACAACACCGAACGCCACCCGCCCCGACUGGCCCUCGCCUCCGGCCAGAUUCGGUGUAAAUACACACUAAGCGAUACGCGAAAAGUU